Molecule: messenger RNA, 303 nt
Organism: Knipowitschia caucasica
Lineage: Eukaryota; Metazoa; Chordata; Actinopteri; Gobiiformes; Gobiidae
Source: the annotation of a GenBank genome assembly
AUGUCAGCAUCGCAUUUGACGGCGCAAGGUAAACGGAGCUCACAAUGGGAUCAAACUAGAAGGAAGGAUCGAGUCCCGUCGCUGAAGAUGUCGCGAUUACCACUGCGCAAACACACUGAGGGACUAUUGUGGCGUGACUGUGCUAACCAGCUCUGUGUUCUCCUCUCCACAGCCACCCUGCAGGUGUCCAUAUCCUUAAACAAAGUGGAGCUGAGCGUGGGAGAGUCCAAGUUCUUCAUCUGCACAGGUAAACGUCAUUACUCUGUAUUGUUUGUCAAUAAGGUCGAGAUUGGGGCUGCCUGA